AGCUCCCGGCACUCCAAGCUGGAGAAGGCAGACAUCCUGGAGAUGACGGUCAAGCACCUGCGAAACCUGCAACGGGCGCAGAUGACCGCUGCGCUCAGCGCCGACCCCACCGUCCUGGGCAAGUACCGGGCUGGAUUCAACGAAUGCAUGAACGAGGUGACACGGUUCCUCUCCACCUGCGAAGGGGUGAACACCGACGUGCGUAAAAAACGUCUCCUCAGUCACCUCUCAGCUUGCUUGGGCCAAAUCGUGGCCAUGAACUACCCACCUCCACCACCACCACCGCCAUCUGGCCAGCCCGCACAUCUGGCACAGCAGCCUCUGCACGUCCAGCUGCCACCCACAGCAGCCGGAGCUGUGCCUGUCCCCUGCAAACUGAACCCUGCUGAAGCCCUGUCCCCAAAAGUCUACGGGGGCUUCCAGCUCGUUCCUGCGACCGAUGGCCAAUUUGCUUUUCUCAUCCCCAAUCCAGCCUUCCCUCCCAGUUCUGGACCAGUUAUCCCACUCUAUGCCAAUGCCAACGUCCCGGUAUCCACAGGCGGUGGCUCGGGGAACGCAGCCGCCACCCCAUCAGCGUCCCCGGUGCAGGGGUUGACAACAUUUGGGGGCAGCAUUGUUCCAGCGUCCCAGGCGGGGAGUCCCAUAGGAGAGCGAAGUGAAUCGGUGUGGAGGCCUUGGUGA
This is a messenger RNA of Antrostomus carolinensis (chuck-will's-widow), 681 nucleotides long. RefSeq names its product transcription factor HES-1. The record is from RefSeq and is a predicted model, not a curated record. Gene Ontology annotation, biological process: regulation of DNA-templated transcription. The annotation marks the transcript as partial. The transcript has 2 exons. Gene Ontology annotation, molecular function: DNA binding; protein dimerization activity. Lineage: Eukaryota; Metazoa; Chordata; Aves; Caprimulgiformes; Caprimulgidae.